AUGUCUACUCCCUUUACCUUGCAAAACCCAGGUCGACCGAUCCACGUCGGCGUCAUUCUGAUGGCUUCGACCACGGAACUAUUGGAUGUAGCGCCUAUUGACUAUCUCCACGCACUCGACAAGAAAUUUUUGGGCAGCUUUCCCGAUGCCAUCUUCUCCCAGGAUGAGAAGGCGGCGGGCUUGACCUUCGAUUUUCACUGGGUUGCUGUGACGGACAAGGCUCCGUGUAAGCUUACGGCCGGUGUCCAAUUGAUCCCUACCGAUACGUUCGAGACGUGUCCUCCCCUCGACAUAGUCCUCACAGGAGCCAAUGAUUUCAACUACGAAAUGACUGAAGCAGAGUUGAAUUUCAUUUGCAAGUCCUGGAAUGAUUGCUCUGUAUACCUAGCCAUCUGUAACGGCCAGGAAUCUCUUCUGAAAGCCGGUAUCCUGGCCGGGAAGACAGCGACCGCUCCGUCUGACCUUCUCCCCAUCCUUCGACAGCAACACCCAGAGACAACCUGGGUUGAGAAGCGCUGGCAAAGAGAUGGAAAACUGUGGACCAGCGGCACGAAUAUGAAUGGACUGGAUCUAAUGCGGGCCUUCAUGUUUGAGACUUGGGGCGGAAAGAGAGAUUUAGUCGAAAAGUUGAGCAGGAUGGCAGCAUGGCCUAUGAGGGAUGUCAACUUUGGCGAUUGUUAG
This is a messenger RNA of Diaporthe batatas, 681 nucleotides long. RefSeq lists its product as uncharacterized. The transcript is spliced from 3 exons. The record is from RefSeq and is a predicted model, not a curated record. Lineage: Eukaryota; Fungi; Ascomycota; Sordariomycetes; Diaporthales; Diaporthaceae. The coding region runs from base 1 to 681 and encodes 226 amino acids.